This is a messenger RNA of Abrus precatorius (Indian licorice), 2861 nucleotides long. RefSeq lists its product as uncharacterized. The record is from RefSeq and is a predicted model, not a curated record. The coding region runs from base 1497 to 2645 and encodes 382 amino acids. The transcript has 4 exons. Gene Ontology annotation, biological process: regulation of asymmetric cell division. NCBI's taxonomy places the organism in Eukaryota, Viridiplantae, Streptophyta, Magnoliopsida, Fabales, Fabaceae.
GCCUUCUCUCUUGAACACUGACAUGCAUUACCAACUAUACACAUUGAGGCAAUCUCUUCUCUUUCCUAGCUUUUGUGUUGGUAAUUCCAUUCUUAACAGUUUCUGCUUUAAUUUUGACCAUGGAAUGUUUCUGUGUUCGUUUCUUUUGUCGCUUAAGGUUGUCUCUCCCUCUAUCUCCCUGAAUGGUUCACCCGUAUGCUAUGUGAACUGUGAAAUGAUGAUCCACUUUUAAAGUCUUAACAGCAUCUCUGUUCUAAUAGCUGGCAAUUUUUAUUGAGUGCAGUUAAGAUUAGUGAGACAAAUUGUUUAUAUAUACAAACACUUGGGAAGAAAAAUAAUUGCUAUGUUUUUCUUGUUCAUUAGUAUUGGAUGUGGCUCGUGAUAUUUCUCUUUCAUUUGAGGGUGUUGAUUGUGUAUAUUUAAUAUCUUGCACCCUUUCUUUUAUGGGGGCUAAGGAAGUUUUUCGACCUGCCAUAGAUUAUUAUCCGUUUUGCUGGUUCUGUGAUUUCCAUCAUGCGAUUGUUGAGGUAUAUGCUGUGACUGACCUGAGAUUUUCUCUGUACUUUUCUGGAUAUCUAAAGUUGUAUGUUAUUUGUUUUGAGGGGUAAGAUCUAAUCAGAGCCAAGGGACAAAAUAUUGGUAGGGAAUUUGACGGGGUCAUAUCGUGUAGUCCUUUUUGUGAGAUGAAAAAUCUGAGUUUGAAAUUUUGUAGCCGAAAACUUUUUCUUUUGUCCUUUUAUACGUCGAGUACUGCCCUUGGAUUCUAUUAUGUUAGUCCAAAAUCCAAAUCUUUUACUUAUAAAAAGAAAAAGGCAACUGGUACUUGCUUUUGCAAAUUUAAAUAUUACCAUAAGCUCAUAGCGGCAAAUCAUAUUCUUUAAUGAAGAAAAGUGAUUGGUAUAAGCUAUGUGGAUAUCAGGAGCUUAAGUCAUAAUAUGGUCCCCAAUUUAAUUAAAUUUGAGUGUUUAAUAUAAUUGGACCUUUAUAUUCUUAAAGCUUUGUGGUAAACACUGCAUUUUUUAAUGCUCUCCAAGUACCUAGUACAUCAAGGCGUGAGUCGAAUUGGGUUGUGAUCAAUAAUAGAAUUGCUGGAAAAGUUCCUAUUGUAUGUUGGGGGAAAAAGAGUCUUAGUACAAAGAUACAUUUUCUUUACUACUGAAUUCCAAACCAAUGUCUGAAAUUCUCUUAUGAAUAGUGAAAUGACGCUUUCCUUUUGUCUUCUUUAUUUUAAUUUGGUUAUCUUUUGUGUCACAUAAUGACUUUACCAUUUGUUAUUUCAUCCAUGCUAUCCUAGUAGUUUCUGUUUGCAGAUUUUCGCAGGGUCCUACAAAAUAUUGAGUGAUCAGGAUAGUAUCUUUAAUGGCAAAUACUACUGGAAGUAAAAGAGAAAAAUAUUUCCAUUUAUUCGAACCCAACAUGAACCUUAAAACUAGGAAUAUGAAAAACAAGACCACAAAGUGAAGUAUAACGGAGAUUCAGAUGGGUCAACAUAUGACAUGGACUCAGCAGCUCACACAACUACAAUGAAAAUUGAUUUGAAAAAUGAUUAUGAAGCACAGAUCAGGGACUUUUUUGAUUCAGUAUCCCAUUCAUCCGAGGAAAUAGAGUCGUUUAGGAUGCUUCAAAAUGACUUGCAAUCAAUUAUAAGGGCCUCCAAUUCAUCAAUCUCUGAUCCCCCAGAAGAAACAGAUUCAUUUGAGGAUCCAGCAGAUAUCUAUAUGGACAAAAGUGUUAGAGAAUGUGAACCAGAACUUGCAGUUUGUCACAAAGAGACUAGUUACAACAUUAUUAAGGAUAUCAUCUGUGUGGAUGAAGGAUGCACUGCCAAGGAUAAAUUUUUGUUCGGGAGAAAAGUACAAGAAAAUAUCUGCAAUUUGUUUUCUUCUUGGAGUUGUGAAAAUAAAGAAACAGUGAAAGAUAACAUUGGGAUCAAUGUGCUAAAUCCACUGGCAACAGAGGAAACUGAUAAGGUUAUUUCUGAAUAUUAUCAGUCCAAGGAUUUGACACGGCAAGAUGAAGAUGCAACUCGAAAACUUGUUGAAAAUAUCUAUAAGGAGAUUGUUGUGCCUGGAGAUAAGGUUUUGUUCCCAGAGUUAAGAACAGAAAUAUCCAGGCCAUCAGGUGCUGCGGGUGAUGAAAUUGAACACAACCACGCGGAGGUAACUGUUAGUGAGUUACACUCCCAGCGUGACAAGUUAAAAAAUACGAUUGAGGAUGCAGCAACUUUAGAGUUAACAGUUGCUGAAUCUAACAUUGAUAUCCUUGACAGUGGUAGUAAGUUGCAGCAAGAGAAUGGAAGCAUCACGAAUCAGUUUGAUGAUUCAGUUUGUGGAACCUGUGAGAAACAGGCACUUUGCAAAGUCGAUGGUUGUAAUUGUUGUCAAACUCAGAACGCACCUAUGAAGUCUAAUGGUCAAAAUCAAGCUCAUCGCAGUUUCUCUUCUAUUUCAAGUCGCAUAACAAAUUCAGGGGCUGUACCUUAUUCUGGUAACAUCUCAUUCCGAUCAGAUAGCAGCACAGCUAGCACGCGAUCCUUUGCCUUUCCCAUAUUGCAAUCUGAAUGGAAUAGCAGUCCAGUGAGAAUGGUGAAACCUGAAAAGAGGCACCAGGGUUGGAAGCUGCACCUUUUUUGCUGUAAAUUCUGAAAGAUUCUUUGUUUUUGUUUCCCAUGGGUUUAAAUUCAAAUAUAUCAUUAAUAUUUUUUUUAGUAGUUUGCAGUUGGUUUAGAAUGCAGAGCCAGUGCCUCCUUCUGUAUGCAAGCAGAAGCCUUAGGUUUUCCCCUUGCAUUUGUUUGUUCCCUUGUUUCUUUCUUUUUUCCCUUUAGAAUCAAAAUUUUAUUUCUAAUGGACAUAAUUCAUGGU